Molecule: messenger RNA, 647 nt
Organism: Carassius carassius (crucian carp)
Lineage: Eukaryota; Metazoa; Chordata; Actinopteri; Cypriniformes; Cyprinidae
Product: cytochrome c oxidase subunit 6B1-like
Exons: 4
Coding region: 162-422 (86 amino acids)
Cellular component (GO): respiratory chain complex IV; mitochondrion
Source: RefSeq, a predicted model, not a curated record
UUUACUCUUUUGCAAAAUUCACGGAAUAGCAACACACGUUCCACAGGAAUGGUUCAUUUGAGUUAGCGAGCUAGCAAACUGGCUACUUAAACCGGUUAUAUCAAGGUUGUGUUACUAAAGUGAAUAUGUCUGCUGGUUUACUCAUUAUCUAUUGACUGAAGAUGGCUGAUGUUAUUGACGACAAGAUCAAGAACUACAGAACGGCUCCAUUCGAUGCCCGUUUCCCAAACACUAACCAGACAAGAAACUGUUUCCAGAAUUACCUGGACUUCCACAGGUGUAAUAAGGCUUUGUCAAGCAAAGGGCAGGACACUUCUCCCUGCGAAUGGUAUCAGAGAGUCUACCAGAGCCUGUGUCCAAUGAGCUGGGUGGAGAGAUGGAAUGGGCAGAUUGAGGAUGGAAGCUUCGCUGGAAAGAUCUAAAUGGUUGCUGUUACUUUCAGUUCAAGAACUCCCAACCUUUUGUAGAGUACCACAUAAUAUGUUAUCCCUAGACGAUGUGGUCUUAGUUAUUGGUUUGCCUGCUGGAGGCUGAAAGCUCAUUCUGAGUGGGCUUUGGAAACCUAAGUCCUACAUUUACACUGAUCUGUGUCACUCUACAUCCUACUGUUGCAAUUUACAAAAUAAAAACGCACAAUUUCAUCUAAA